Molecule: messenger RNA, 816 nt
Organism: Ochotona curzoniae (black-lipped pika)
Lineage: Eukaryota; Metazoa; Chordata; Mammalia; Lagomorpha; Ochotonidae
Gene: GAMT
Product: guanidinoacetate N-methyltransferase
Exons: 6
Coding region: 22-732 (236 amino acids)
Biological process (GO): creatine biosynthetic process
Cellular component (GO): cytoplasm; nucleus
Molecular function (GO): guanidinoacetate N-methyltransferase activity
Source: RefSeq, a predicted model, not a curated record
CACCCAACGGUACGCACCAGCAUGAGUGUGCCCGCCGCGACCCCCAUCUUCGCGCCUGGCGAGAACUGCACUCCCGCGUGGCAGGCGGCGCCUGCGGCUUACGACUCGGCCGACGCGCACCUGCGGAUCCUGGGCAAGCCGGUGAUGGAACGCUGGGAGACACCCUACAUGCACUCGUUGGCGGUCGCCGCCUCGGCUGCAGGGGGCCGCGUCCUGGAGGUGGGCUUCGGCAUGGCCAUCGCAGCCUCCAAGGUGCAGGAGGCGCCCAUUGACGAGCACUGGAUCAUCGAAUGCAACGAUGGGGUCUUCCAGCGGCUGCAGGACUGGGCCCAGCAGCAGCCUCACAAGGUGGUCCCCUUGAAGGGCUUGUGGGAGGAAGUGGCACCCACCCUGCCUGACGGACACUUUGAUGGCAUCCUAUAUGACACGUACCCACUGUCAGAGGAGACCUGGCAUACCCACCAGUUCAACUUUAUCAAGAAUCACGCCUUCCGCCUACUGAAGCCUGGUGGGGUCCUCACCUACUGCAACCUCACGUCCUGGGGCGAACUCAUGAAAUCCAAGUAUUCAGACAUCACUGCCAUGUUCGAGGAGACGCAGGUGCCCGCGCUGCUGGACGCCGGCUUCCGCCGUGAGAACAUUCGCACCGAGGUCAUGGCGCUGGCCCCGCCGGCCACCUGCCGCUAUUACGCCUUCCCGCAGAUGAUUACGCCCCGUGUCAUCAAGCAUUGAACCUCUGGCUAUGGCAGCGGGGACGCCCCCUCGGGGUUCCAGCUGGGGCGGGGUAGGAAAUAAAUGUCCACUGGGGCUUGGCCA